AAAGGUAGCAAUAUUUACAGGUGUAGAUAGACGCUUGGUCAACACUAAGUUAGAUGUGUUGGAGGUCCUGUACUCUGCACCCCACACACGGUAUGUAUGGCUGUGCAAGCUGCCUACACCAUCCUCAUCCUCCCUCUUCACAGCAGCCGAGAGGCCCUGACCUUCUACAUGUGGCUCCGUCGCAUGAAAGAGCUGGAGCAGGAGAGAGAUGCUUUGCUCGAUGGGGUUCAGCUGGUGGACAGAGCACGGGAUUGGUAUCGGGAGCGUCUACAUGAAGCGGGACAGAAGAGGGAAUGGCGGUGCACAUGGGAUCAGACUCCUCCACCUCCCCUUCUGGGACCGGCUCUUUUGGUACAGAUCCAGGAAGCCAACAAAUUCUUGAAUGACCUAAUUUCCCAUCCAGAUAAGGGCCAUCGGCGGCAGUCCCCGUACAGCACUAAACACUCUGAUACCAUCGCCACACUACGUCAUCAAAAUCAGAUGCUGACACGGGAGAUAACGGCACAGAAUGAGAAAAUGUGGAAGCUGCAGAGAGAAAACGAAGCUCUAUACAGAGAACUGGAGGAGCGCCAUCUACACAGAGCCACUUUCAUCUAACGCUGUCUGGGUGCCACGUCUAACAGAGCCACCACAUGGCAUGAAACAUUUUUCUCAGAGGGCAUCAGAAA
Molecule: messenger RNA, 668 nt
Organism: Nanorana parkeri
Lineage: Eukaryota; Metazoa; Chordata; Amphibia; Anura; Dicroglossidae
Gene: SAPCD1
Product: suppressor APC domain containing 1
Exons: 5
Coding region: 97-597 (166 amino acids)
Source: RefSeq, a predicted model, not a curated record